GACCUCCUCACGCACAAACGACAAAUUCCACCGUCAACCACCAAACAAUAUUCCAGAGACACCUCAAGUCCUCGUUCUACACGACUUGAGAAUCUCCCUAUCCCAAAACCGCCAAAAUGGUCAAAACCUCGGUCCUCAACGAUGCCCUCAAGAGCAUCAACAAUGCCGAAAAGGCUGGCAAGCGUCAAGUCCUGAUCCGCCCCAGCUCCAAGGUCAUCAUCAAGUUCCUGGCUGUCAUGCAAAAGCACGGUUACAUUGGUGAAUUCGAGGAAGUCGACGACCACCGCAACGGCAAGGUCGUCAUCCAACUCAAUGGUCGUCUCAACAAGACCGGUGUCAUCUCUCCUCGCUACAACGUUGCCCUCAAGGAUCUUGAGAAGUGGGUUGUCAAGCUGUUGCCUUCUCGUCAAUUCGGAUACAUUGUCCUCACCACCAGUGCCGGUAUCAUGGACCAUGAAGAGGCUCGACGAAAGCACGUUGCAGGCAAAGUCAUUGGAUUCUUCUACUAGCCGUGUCGCGCUGAAAGGGCUUUUCUACAUGACAGGCAUGAGUGAGAAAUGAGAUACCCAAUAAGUUUUCUAUCGUGCUAGGUUUCUUCAUCGACUCCUACGCACCCAAUGAACUAGAUAGCCUCAAUACAUCAAGUCAAUGACCAAUCUAUGACAAGAGAAUA
This is a messenger RNA of Exophiala mesophila, 673 nucleotides long. Its product is annotated as 40S ribosomal protein S22. The transcript has 3 exons. Gene Ontology annotation, cellular component: cytosolic small ribosomal subunit; ribosome. Gene Ontology annotation, biological process: translation. Gene Ontology annotation, molecular function: structural constituent of ribosome. The coding region runs from base 117 to 509 and encodes 130 amino acids. The record is from RefSeq and is a predicted model, not a curated record. NCBI's taxonomy places the organism in Eukaryota, Fungi, Ascomycota, Eurotiomycetes, Chaetothyriales, Herpotrichiellaceae.